AUGUUAGCCUCACGAAAGCGCGCGUCUUCACCUGUCGAGGCGGACCAGAAGAAACCGAGGGAGAAGGCCCGUACAAGACCCAACCCAAAGGAGGCCGUCAAAAAAGAUGUUGGGACUUGCUCAAUGGACAAGAAGCAGAUUGGAGACCGCGUCAAAGCAGCACUGGCUUUGAACAAGUACGCGCUCAACCGGACAGUCAUAAAUAAACGCGCAAAGCUAACACUUGACAGCUCCAAAUAG
Penicillium canescens is the source of this 240-nucleotide messenger RNA. RefSeq lists its product as uncharacterized. The transcript is spliced from 3 exons. The record is from RefSeq and is a predicted model, not a curated record. The coding region runs from base 1 to 240 and encodes 79 amino acids. Lineage: Eukaryota; Fungi; Ascomycota; Eurotiomycetes; Eurotiales; Aspergillaceae.